AUGACUUUCCCCAGUAAGAGGAAAUUGGUAAAGCCGGAACAGUUCAGCGGGAAGAAGAAGACGAAUGUGCGUGGAAGAGUGAAAGCGGAAAAGCGGUCAGUGGGAAAUGUAGUGUCCAAUGUAGUGGACGCUGCACUGGUGAGUGCCCUCCCCGUGGGGUUGGCGCGAGGAAGUCGGCUGAAGAAGGGAGCCAUAAUCGAAAUAACCGUGUUUAACUGGAUGGUGUUUAGCGGGCCGGUGACGCUGAAGGCAGAAGAAGGAAUCAACCUGAUCGCUGCGGCAAAUGCAAGCGGAAAAUCCUCCCUCGUGUGCGCCCUGGUAUUUGGCCUAGGGUACACCUCCAGCAUCCUGUCCAGGAAUAAGGACCUAAUAAAUUACAUAAAAAAAGGAGAAAAAAAAAGUUUCAUAGAAAUUGUAUUAAAAAAAGACGAAAGGACAAACACAACCAUAAAAAGAAUUAUGCACAUAAGUCAGAAUAAGUUGGAAUCCUUUUGGUUCGUGAAUUGCAAAAAGGUUAACCAGACAGACAUACAGGAACUACAGAAGGAGUUCCACUUAAACUUGGGAAACUUAAUAACUUUCAUGCCGCAGGAAAACGUAAGUAGAUUUUCUAGGCUAAGUCCAGAAGAGCUAUUCGAAUGCACCCUCAUGGCGAUAGAUAAGAAUUUAUUAGACAGAUAUGAUGACUUAAAGAAGCUCAUAAAGGAAAAAAAGGAGGGAGAGAACAACAUGCAGUUGCUGGAACAUCAAGUGAAGGAGGAGGAAAAACGUAUAAACGACUUGGAAGAAAAAAAGGGGAAAUUUGAAAAUUUGAAAAAGUUACUCGCCAAGGUGAAGAUCUACCGCGUGAAGAAAUCCAUCAUGGCUAUGAGUGCGAAAAAGAAGCAACUGGCAGAUGUGAGAGCAAAAGUGGACUCCCUCGUGAAGGAGAAAAAUGAACACUUCGAGACGCUCAAACAAUACCUGUCCGAAUUGGAGAAGUGCCACAAGGUGAUCAAUCAUCUGUCGGAAAAGCUGUCUAAGGAAAAGAGUAAAAUAAAAGAGGCAACAUCUAAAUACGUCAAAAUCAAUGUUCAGCUAGAAGAAAUCGAAGCAGAAAUUCUCGGCGAAGAAAAAGUCAUGGAAGACGCAGUACAACACAUGCACGAAAAUGAGGAAUAUAUAAAAAACUUGGACAAAAAAAAAAAAAAAAUUGAAGAGGAGCUGGAACAGAUAGAAAAAUUUUUUCAAGAAAGGGCCAACCAAAUGGGGAUCCAAAAAGGAGAAGAUAAUCCAAACGCGUUAGAAAAAGCACUCCAAGAGGAACUCAAAAACAUUGCGAACACAAAUAAGCAAUUCCUGAUGAGGAAGUACGCGCUACAAACGGAGCAUGCCUCCUUAAUAGAGAAGCUACAAAAAAGGCAGAACUAUCAGAACAUACAGGAGGAGAAAUUCCUAAACAACAUAGAAUUCACCCUACGUGAAAGAAUAUUAAAUUAUAAAAGGAACAUAAAAAGUAUUGUACAGACACAUCACCUUUUAAGCGAAUCGUUUUUGGAAGAAAUGCGAAAGAAGUAUGACUUGUCGAAGAUCACAAAUCAGAACGAAAUGAACGGAGCAAUUAUCGACGAGUUGUCAAAGCAGAAUAUCAUUUAUGGGCCGCUGUGUAAAUAUAUUAAGUGUAUCAAGCCGCAAUUCGAUUACGUGUUGGAGUUUUCUCUAAAAAAAUACUUUAACAGCUUUUUGCUCAUCGAGAAGGAAAACACAUCCCUGCUGGAGUCGCUUUAUAAGACCUAUAAGCUGUCUGUAAUUACCAUGUCGAAGGAGAACCACAAGAUGUGUCACGUGACCAGUGAAAUGAGAGAACGUGGGGUCGAAUGUUUUAUUUAUGAAUUAUUUGAAAGUCCUGAGAUUGUAAAAAAUGGACUCAUGAAUUUCAUCCCCAUUAAUGUCUCCUUCGUAGUUCGGGAGGGAAGUUUUAAAAACAAAACAACCAAAGACAUAACCAACUUUAAUAACUUUAUGAUGAGAGAAAUUUCUAAACAGAUCAACGAACAGGUGAGUAGUCUCCUCUACUUCUGUGAACAGAAUGCACAUCGGUAUAGGAUAAGUUCCUACAAUAAAAAUGUCUUUAUAGAUAACUUCGCCUUCAUAGAUAGGAGGUGCAAGAUAUUGUAUUACAUCUCCUCGGAGGUGAAAAAAGACAUUGACGCCUUGGAAAAAAGGAGAAAAGAAUGCGAAUCAGAGAUGGACACAUUAAAGGAAAAAAUGGACGAAUUAGAUGUUUUAAAAAAGCAAAAAAAUGACCAACACAAUAAUCUUAUUCUACAAAAAAGUGAGGCAAAUAUUAGGAAAAAAAAGAAAGCGCUUCUACUUAAGGAAUUGCAAACGGUGGAACAGAAUCUUAAACUUUAUCUCAAAGGGGAACAACUCAUCGAUGAGAAAAAAAAUAGAAUAACCAAGCAGAUUAACCACCUGAAUGAGAAAAAAAUAAAGCUCUGUAGUGACUACUUUGACACGCUAAAGGAGCACAAAGGAAACGACAUGAAAGCGUUUUCCAUUUGGAAGAAACUCUCCCAGUGGAAAAGAUACCUCUUACUCAUCAAAAGCGAAAACGCAGAAAGUGAGAAAAAACACGAACUGCUCAAAUCGCAAAUAGACCUGGAAAACACGAAACAUGCUGCCCUCACACGCGAUAUUGAGGAGCUGGAAAAUCUGAUCAAAGUACAAAAGGCAGAACUGUCUAAGGAAGAACUGAAGUCACUGAACGAGAUUAAAGUCUCCCUCGAGGAGAUAGAUGACAUCCUCCAGCAGUGCGCCAUUCAGCAAAAGAUUUACAACAACUUGGAAAAAAAUGAGGAAAAAUAUAAUAUGCUCGUUUUAUCCAUAGAAAGGCACAAUGAAAAUGUAAAACAAAAGAAGGAACAGCUGAUUAACCUAGGGAAGGAAAUCGAAACGCAGGGCAAGCAGAUUCAGUUCAUCCUGUCCAACUGGGUAAACCAAAUAGACGAAUGUAUCCUCUUCCUCAAUCACAACUUAGGCAAAUUUAUAGCCUUUAUAAACCCCGACUACGGUGCAAAAAUUGAACUCGUUAAAAAAAACGACCUCUACGAACGGUGCGAAUUGUACAUAAAAGUGAAGUUUAAAAAGACUGCUCCUUUUUUGCUACUCUCUGUUUCGCAUCAAUCAGGAGGGGAGCGUUCCCUCACCACCAUGCUGUAUAUUCUAUCCAUUCAAAAGCUGACCAAAAAUGGUUUCUACGUACUGGACGAACUGAACCAAGGAUUGGACCAAACAAAUGAGAAGAAAAUUUUCGAAUUGCUGUCAUGCCUCUCCAACCCUACCAUGUAUAAGCAGCACUUCAUGCACCACCACGAUUAUAAGCACAUCGAAAUUGACUACCAGUCCAAACCACAGUACUUCAUCUUGACGCCACAAAUAAUUCGUGACAUCUUCUUUAAGGACAUCACCGUGCAUUACCUGUUUAACGGCUUCGGCGUCCUCUCUGGGCAAUUCGACGAGGUGGACGGCGAGUUGGACAAUUUAUAG
Molecule: messenger RNA, 3528 nt
Organism: Plasmodium coatneyi
Lineage: Eukaryota; Apicomplexa; Aconoidasida; Haemosporida; Plasmodiidae
Exons: 1
Coding region: 1-3528 (1175 amino acids)
Biological process (GO): double-strand break repair via homologous recombination
Cellular component (GO): Smc5-Smc6 complex
Molecular function (GO): ATP hydrolysis activity; ATP binding
Source: RefSeq, a predicted model, not a curated record